Serendipita indica DSM 11827 is the source of this 987-nucleotide messenger RNA. The record is from the annotation of a GenBank genome assembly. Lineage: Eukaryota; Fungi; Basidiomycota; Agaricomycetes; Sebacinales; Serendipitaceae.
AUGCAGAAAAUCUCAGACUUUCAUGUUUUGCCAAUAACCUAUUCAUCUCAAGCCACUCAUUACAUGUACAUCCGUGCACACGCCUCGCGCCCAAAACCGGGGGCUGUAGAUCCUCUGCCGGCAGACAGGACGCUUUUCGUCGUCAAUCUUCCUCCAGACGCGACCGAAAGAGAGCUUAAAACUCUUUUCGGCAAGUUUGGGACGGUCGAACGCGUCUCUUUUGCGGGCCACGAUCGGGUGCAAGCAAUUUUAGAGCAAGAAGAUGAGACUAGUGAAGAAGAAGAGGGAAACGUAGACGCAGAUGAAAACGGUAUGGAUGAAGAUGAUAGUGAUGGCGAGGAUGUUCAAGCCAAGAAGCAACGAAAAAAAGUGGAAAGGGAGGCAAAGGUCGCCCCGAAGGUUGUACCGCUGCCUAUCGCUGCCUUGCGCGCCCUCAGACCCACGGGAAGUGUCGGUCAUAUCGUCUUCGCGUCACCGCAGCAUCUCAAUGCCUCCCUCGCGAUACCCGCUGCUUCCCUCCCACUGAAGUGGCCCAAGUUCAAAGCCACAUCUUCUGCAGAACCAUCAGGGCUGUCGCAUUAUAUUGCUCGGCACAAGGCGCUUCGUCCGCCUCUCACCGCCAUUAAAGAGCAUGCCGACUCGUCGAUGGAGGUAUUUGAGUACAAGCAGGCUCAGGCGAGCAAACGCAACUCAAAGUACCGUAAAGGGGAGGCGAUUGUAGAUGAGGAUGGGUUUACACUUGUCACACGUGGAGGCGCCUACGGCCAGACGCUGGGUGGUGGGGUCGGGGUGGCAAGCAAGAAGUUUAUGCAGGAGAUGAAGAAUGGGGGAAGGAAACGAAAGAAAAAGACUACUUCGAAAGAAGGGUUCUAUGCUUUCCAGGUUCGGGAGAAGCGAAUCAAGGAACAAAUUGCACUCAAGAAGGCAUUUGAGGCGGACCAACAGAAGGUGGAACAGAGACAGGGCAAACGGUUCAAGCCGUAUUGA